Messenger RNA from Galleria mellonella (greater wax moth), 4161 nucleotides. Its product is annotated as transcription elongation factor B polypeptide 3-like. Lineage: Eukaryota; Metazoa; Arthropoda; Insecta; Lepidoptera; Pyralidae. Gene Ontology annotation, cellular component: nucleus; elongin complex. The coding region runs from base 1544 to 3472 and encodes 642 amino acids. The record is from RefSeq and is a predicted model, not a curated record. The transcript is spliced from 9 exons. Gene Ontology annotation, biological process: transcription elongation by RNA polymerase II.
CUGCCACCUUGUAGUUUUAGUAGAUCACCAUUUUUUAAAACGCUCACACUGAUGGGACAUCACUAGAGGUGGACACUGAUUGGUUGAUUUAGUUUUGUAUAAUAAUGCCUGUCUUAACAAUAAGUAAAUCAUCUGCGAUAUAUAAAUUAAACAAUCUAUUCUUAAAAGACUAUAAAAACAUAACAUGUCGCUGCGUGAAGACAAAGAAAAAUAAUUUAAUUAAUGCUGUGAAUCCGUACAGAUAGUAUAAAGCAACAAGUAAGUAAUCAAAAUAAUUCAAUAUGGAGGAAUGUUUAAUGGGCUUCAAAUCCCCAGAACCUCUUACAAGGCUUGAGGCUGAAGAUUUUAUAAAAUGGAAGGAAAAAUUAAAAAUUUCUAUUAAAGCACCAGGUAAUAAUAAUGAGCCUGAAGACAUACAGGUAGCCAUAUUGUCAUAUUGUAUGGGAGAAUUGUGUAUCGAAAUUCACAGUACGUUUGAUCUCAAUGAAUGAAGAAGAAAACAAUUAUGAAACGGUAAUAGAAAGGUUCGUGCAACGUUUUGAUGACCUAUGACCAAUGAAAAUGUGAAUUCUCACAUAUUCAAGGCACGAAAUCAAAAACAACAUGAUUCCUUUACCAGCUAUUUGACAGAGCUACAGAAGUUAGCGCAACGCUGCAACUUCGAUGAACUAAAGGAAAGAAUGAUCAAAGAUAGAAUUAUUGCAGGAAUAAAUGAUUCAAAAUUAAGAAAUAGGUUACUAAUGGAAAACCAACUGGAUCUCAUGAAGGCAAUAAAAAUGUCUAAGAUUGCGGAAAAUACGAACAAACAGAUUAAACAAAUGGAAAAUCAGGUAGAAGACAGUCAAGAAAUUAAUUUAGUCAAGAAGAAUAAAAAUGGUGAAUCAUCAGUCUAAUUAAAAAAUGGAAAUAUGAGAAAAAAUUUGAGUAGAAAUAACAGAUUGCAUAAUGAACAAGUGAAUAAUAACAAGAAAACAACAAAUUUUAUAUUAUAUCAUAGCGGUGUGGAUAUAUGACAGGAAGAAUUGUCCAGCAUAUGGGAAAACAUGCUUAAAUUGUGGAAAAAUGAUCGCGGAGGCCGCCAACGGUCCAACGACGCUGGCUGCCGAUAAAAUCCUGACUGACCGUAAUGUCCUCGUGAUCCCGGAGCUGUACAUCAACGCUGGCGGUGUCACCGUCACCGUCUCAUUGCUCAAAUGGCUCAAAAAACUCGAUCACGUAGGGACGUCUCACAUUCAAAUACGAACGCGAGUCCAACUACCAUUUGCUGGUACACUGCACACUGCACACUGCACUGCGGCUGCGUCGUGCUGCGUCCAGCGGGCGUAGGACUGGUGCUGCCGGCAGACUCGUCUUCGGCUGUGAUUUGAGUUGGUGACGGCUGCACUCUGUACUGAUUUUAAAAUGUAUUGAUAAGUUAUUCAACCUUGAUGUCACUGUCCAACAUCUGCAAGACACAGGGGUCGGACGUACAGUGAAUGCACUGUGGGAACAUCCAGGUGAUGUAGGCGAGGCCUCCCAAACUCUGAUCUAUAAAUGGAAGUGCAUGGUCGCAGCUGAGGAGUGUAAAAGUGGAGAAUAUCAACGUGAAAAACAUAAUUACAGUUAUAAAAACGAUGGCCAAAAGUAUAAUAAAAAAGUUAAUGGCAACUGUAGUGGAACCAAAAGAAAAUAUCAAAGCAGUGAGGAUGAAGAACAUGAUAUAAAGAAGAAGAGAAGCUCUGCCUCUAAUGGAGAUUAUAAUAACGGAAAAUGUGAUGUAAAAAUAAAAUCAGAGCCAAAAAGCGACAGUGAUCUUAACAGAGAGCAUUCAAACAGCGAUGAAACUGAUUUUAAAAUAUCUCAAUUGUCUGAAGAAGAGGUAAAAUUGAAGUCAUCCUCUAAACGUUCACACAACAAAUGCACAGAUGAUAAAAAAGAGUGUACAUCUAAAAAGUCACGUAAUUCUGACAAAGAUUCGAAACGUAGUAAUGAAAAUAAAAAUAAACAUGACGCUCAGAAGUCAUCUUCGCAGGAAAAAUCUCACACUGCACAUAAGCACAGCAAUACAUGUGAAAGUAGCUCUGCAACAACAGCGAAACAUAAAUUGGACCACAGUUUGCUUGAGAAGAAACAAACAGAUGAAAAGAAAUCAUCAAGAAGACACUGUAGCAGUUCUGAAAAGCAUAGAUCUUCUUCACAAAGUGCUGAUAGUGGAUUUGAUAAACACAGAAGUUCAAGUCGGUCUCACAGAUCUGAUAAAGAGAAGCACAAAAGUUUAUCAGAGAGAGAAAAUAGCAUUAAACACAAGAUAAAAGAGAGUAACAGUAGUAGUUCUAAAGAAAAACAUAGUUCCUCUAGUAAGGAGAAGUCAAGAGAUAGAAGCAGUUCCUCAAAAGAAAACUCGGAUAGUAAGAGUGGAAAACUCUGGAAUGAAAGUAGAUGUAAACAUGGUGACAAUAGAAGUAAACAUGAGAAAGAUAAGUGUAGCAGCACCUCGUCCUCUCACAGGAGCAGCGUGUCGAGCAGUAGUCAAUCAGAAGAAGAUGUAUCAAAGAAAACAAAUCAUGUAAACAAUAGUGAGGAUAGAAAAGACGGCAUCGACUGCGGCUCAGGUGCUAGUUUUGCUGAAGCCCUAGGAAUGUUAAGUUCAGCAAAACCUAAAAAGAAAUCCCCAACUGUUAAAGGAACUCAAUCGCCCAAUUCAAUAACUAAUGAUGUAAGCCCGGCCGCCCUUCUGGCACCGAACGCCAAGCUAGCACCACUGUCUGCUUUCGAAAUUUCUGCUUUGUCAAAAAUAUCACCGAACUACAAGCCGAGGCCGCCGCCAAAACCACUGUCAUAUUUCACUGGUGAAGAGGCCAUGAGCGCCAUAAUAUCGUCUAAAAACCAAAGAACUAAAGUAUAUUCCGGUAAUAAAGUAAUGGGAAAAGUUCCAACGCUGUACGUGAUGUGUGUACAUCUUCUACAGGAGUACAUUGAUGGCCUCAAGUACACGGGCGGCGUGCCAUAUGAACUCUUGAAGCCCGUCGUAGACAAGGCAACCCCUCAGCAACUCUUUGUACUGGAACACUUCAAUCCAUAUCUUAUGGAGGACACUGCCCAGUUGUGGCAGAAAUACUGCGAGAAGCACUUCAGGAAACAACAACGGCACGAGAUGGAGACGUGGAGGGAAAUGUACAUUCGAUGCCAAAAAGAGCAAGAGCAUAAAUUAAAAAAUUUGACAGUCAAUAUUAAAAAAGCGCAAGAAGCGAAGAAAGCGCCCGUUAAACAAACAAAGAUGGUUUACUUGGAUACUGUUGUGAAAGCACCUUGGAACAUCGCACGGGCGGCUGCUGCCAGUCCAGCAGCACGGGCGGCAGCCGUGGCCACACCGCUCACAAUUCGCGCCGGAAACGGCCGAGCCGCCCCCUCGCCUUCCCCUGCGUUCAAACCCAAGAAAGCGCCUCUCAUGCAAAAAGUUCUGAAAUGCAUGCGAGGCCGCACGCGAUCAUAGACUACUUUCACCACUUGUGUUGUGUAACAGUGGUAGAUGUAUUGUGAUUUUAUACACACUGUCAAUUUUAUAUCGAACCGGUCGAAUGUUUGUUCCUUGUAAACCAAAUGUGACAGUGUACGUGAAUAUAUACAUGUGUAAAAUAGAACAAAUUGGAUUGUAUCAAAAUGUAUUUAACUUAAGCUUUAGAUAUGUAAGUAGUGUAAUUCGGCAUCACGAACUACAUUGUUGCUUGUUUGUAAAUAAAUUGUAAUAUAAUUAUUAGUUUAUAAUUGUAUAUCGUUGGAUCUCGAGUCUGUGAUCCUUUUCCUAUAGUUAGUCAUUACAUUAGAUUUAUUGCAAUGUUGUAAUGAACCAAACGUGCACAGGGACCCUGUGAUAUGUUCGAAACAUAAAUAUUUUGUGAUGUAGAUGUAUAUAUAUAUAUAUAUUGUGUCGUGUACAAUAUAUUGUUAUACAUUGCUUUGUUACAAGUAUAAUUACAUAAUGAAUACAAUCAAUAUAAAUGGUGUUCGUGUUCAUUACACAUCGCAUCUGUUUCACAUCAAAUUAAUAGGAUCCCUAUUGGUUUGAGCUGAACAUUUUUACUUUUAGUAUUAGGCCAUUUGCUUGUGCUGUGUUAAAUGAAGAAAUAGAGUAUGGAUCUUUUGAUUAAUAAAAUAAUACACAUAAAUUGAUCGUCGCUUUAA